AGAAGAGUUUUAUCUUUGGUGGAUUGAGUUUAAAAUAUAUAAAUAAGUUGUGAACAUCAAAUGAAAUAUGUCUUGAUAAAUCAUAAUAUAUCAUGCUAACAAUAUAAUAACAAAAAUAUAGUAACAUUAAGAACCAUAACAAAAGAAGAUAAAAUGUUUUUAAAUUAAAUAACAAGAAACUAAAAGUACAGUUAAUUAUCAUGAGUUAUCUCAGAUAACCUGUGCCUUUCUCAUUCCGUUUCUGGGGCCUAAGGUAUCCUAGGCAUCCGUGUCUCCCUUUUCUUUUGUCAUUAUCUAUGCUCUGUGUGUCUCUAUGAAUUGGAGGUCCCACUCAGAAAAUCCAUCAUCUCAUCGAUAAAUCUUUCUUUUUCCCUUUCCAUGCUCAUAAAAUUUUCUAAUAUUUACUGUAUCAAUAAUUAAUUUUGAUAUAAACAGCAUAGUUUACCAAGUCAUAGAAUCACAAACACCAACCGGUUCAAUAGUUAAAACGUAAUACACCAUUUUCUAUCGCUUUUUUUUCUUGUCCCGUUGUGUUUUUCUUUUCCUUUUCUUCUUUUCCUUUUGUUCUCUCACAAAAAGAAAGUUUCUCCGAACGAAAACGUUGACUCCUUGCUUAUCCUCAUCCCAUUAACUACUUGCAAGUAUAGCAACCUAACUCCCCUUCUUCCACCAACUUUCCCUUUGAACAUUUUCAAUCAUAAAUUCUCCAUCUCAUACACAAUUCACUCCUUAAUUUCCCUUCCAUAAUUCCCCACACACCCUGUUAAUUAACCCACCAACCUUCCAUUUCCCGAGAAAAUUCCCGGAGAAAACUUCAUUCUGUGGUUUCUCCGUUAACCUUCCCAGAAAGUCGAGAGCGAACUUUCCCGGAAAUGGAAGGUCGCCGGAGGAUAACGCUUUACGAACAAAUGACAGCUAGCAACGGCAAUACCAACAGCGGCAGCAGCAGCCGAGACUCACUAGCGAGCCUCAUGCUCGAAGAUGUUGUAUUUAAGAAGGCCGAAGCCGACGCCGAAGCGAGCCGUGACCUCAGCCGAAGCCGGACUCUCCAAGACAUCAUUCGCGAAGAGAAGCCUAACGGAGACGCGAAGGAUCGCAACUCCUGGAAAGCCUUCAAGGAGAAGCUUCGGCUCAAGCGCGCUAUCGGCUUGGCUUGGUCCUCCGCCACUACUCACAGUAAUAACAGCAAUAAUAACGACAAUGAAGACGGAAGUUUACCUCAAACUCGCCUCCUCUCGGACGACGCGGCGACUCAGCAGAACGACGUCAUUGUGGAGGACGCAAACGAUUCAGAUCCGAUCGCGCGGUUCGGAUCUCCGACGGCCAACACGGCGGCCGGCGGCGAUUCCUCCGACGGGGAGAACAACCAGGAGGCGGCGGUUGGCGUGUCGCUGAUGGAUUUGUUGGAGGAAGCGGAGCAGGAAAUGGAUUUGUACAGAGUGAGCGAUGAUGAUGUGGUGGCGGAUUUUGAGAAGAGGGAUGAAGAUGAAGCGGAAGACGAAGAAAAAGAAGGUUUGGUGGAGUAUAACUGCUGCGUCUGCAUGGUGCGCCAUAAAGGCGCGGCGUUUAUCCCGUGCGGACACACCUUCUGCAGAAUGUGUUGCAGAGAGAUUUGGGCCAGCAGAGGGAAUUGCCCUCUCUGCAAUAAUUUAAUUUUAGAAAUUCUUGAUAUUUUCUAACAGCCAACAAUUUUAUUUUUCUUUAUUCAAACAGAUUACUAUUACAUGGUUACAAAUUAUGUGAUUCUAAGUAAUUUAAUUUUCAA
Vigna radiata var. radiata (mung bean) is the source of this 1765-nucleotide messenger RNA. RefSeq names its product E3 ubiquitin-protein ligase complex SLX5-SLX8 subunit SLX8. The record is from RefSeq and is a predicted model, not a curated record. NCBI's taxonomy places the organism in Eukaryota, Viridiplantae, Streptophyta, Magnoliopsida, Fabales, Fabaceae. Bases 873 to 1679 code for a protein of 268 amino acids. The transcript has a single exon.